Molecule: messenger RNA, 1092 nt
Organism: Tricharina praecox
Lineage: Eukaryota; Fungi; Ascomycota; Pezizomycetes; Pezizales; Pyronemataceae
Product: polygalacturonase
Exons: 4
Coding region: 1-1092 (363 amino acids)
Biological process (GO): pectin catabolic process
Cellular component (GO): extracellular region
Molecular function (GO): polygalacturonase activity
Source: RefSeq, a predicted model, not a curated record
AUGCGCUUCACUCUCGCCUCCAUCGCUGCCAUCUUGCAGUUCACUGCUGUCCUGGCGGCUCCAGCUGAUCUCCAGAAGCGUGCUUCUUGUACGCUCACCAGCUUCAGCAACCUUGACACGGUCAAGUCCAGCUGCACUACCAUCACCAUCGGUAACCUGGCUGUCCCGGCUGGAAAGACGCUGGACCUCACGGACUUGGACAGCGGCACGAAGGUCAUCUUCGACGGCACCGUGACUUUCGGAUACAAGGAAUGGGAGGGUCCUUUGGUCUCCAUCAGCGGAACCAAGAUCACCGUUACCGGUAGCUCCGGCAACCUCCUCAACGGUGGCGGUGCCUCGUGGUGGGACGGUAAGGGUAGCAACGGCGGCAAGACGAAGCCCAAGUUCUUCUACGCCCACAAGAUGAUUUCUUCCACCAUCACCGGAAUUAACAUCAAGAACACGCCCGUCCAGUGCUUCAGCAUCAACAACUCCGAGAACUUGACUAUCGACUCGGUCAGCAUCGACAACACCGACGGAGACGUCACCGACGGCGGCCACAACACUGACGCUUUCGACGUCGGCUCGUCCACCGGUAUCAUCAUCAACAAGGCCACGGUCUACAACCAGGACGACUGCCUGGCGAUCAACAGCGGUGAAGAUAUCACUUUCUCCAACGGCUACUGCUCUGGCGGUCACGGUGUCUCCAUUGGAUCCGUCGGUGGUCGCAGCGACAACGUCGUCAAGGGCGUUACCGUCUCCGACACGACAAUUAUCGACUCUGAGAACGGUGUUCGCAUCAAGACCGUCUACGACGCGACCGGCUCUGUCUCGGACGUCACCUACUCGGGCAUCACCCUGAAGAACAUCACCAAGUACGGUAUUGUCAUCGAGCAGGACUACGAGAACGGCUCGCCCACUGGCACUCCUACCAGCGGAGUUCCCAUCAGCGGCCUCACCCUUAAGAACGUCAAAGGCUCGGUCACCUCCAGCGGUACCGACAUCUACGUCCUCUGCGCCUCGUGCUCCGACUUCACCUGGUCGGGCGUCUCGGUCACCGGAGGAAAGACCUCCACCAAGUGUGAGGGUGUUCCGUCCGGCGCUAGCUGUUAA